This is a messenger RNA of Rhizopus microsporus ATCC 52813, 483 nucleotides long. RefSeq lists its product as uncharacterized. The record is from RefSeq and is a predicted model, not a curated record. The transcript is spliced from 2 exons. Lineage: Eukaryota; Fungi; Mucoromycota; Mucoromycetes; Mucorales; Rhizopodaceae. The annotation marks the transcript as partial.
UGUGAUAAAUAAGCUUUGACACGGCCAAGGAUAUCAGCAACAACUUUAUUUUUCUUUUUGCUCUUGCCUUCACUAAUCUCUGAAAGCUAUCAUCAGAUUAGUGAGGAUAACAGUCUGAUGAGAGUUCCUUAUAGCUCAAACACUUUAUAACCUAGAAUGAAACAUACUGAACUGAAAAGCUAUUUUGAUGGCGUUAACAUAACAAGGGUUCCAAUUCUACGGCAAAACUUGAAGCGUACUGCUAGCGAAAGCUCUGAGAAUCCUCCCUUAAAAAGACCACGUCUUGUACCAGAAUCUCCUGAACUCUUAUACAACAGCUUCUUGCGUUCUAUUCAUGAUUAUAUAAAGGCCACCCUGGAACAACAGUUGCUCAAUAUCAAAGCCUUACCAAGGGGCGUCUUGGCACAAGCUGCAACGUAUGCAAGCUGUACACUUACUGUUCUGAGAGAUUAUUUGGACAAAAAUUCCAUAAAAAAGAAUGAU